AUGUUGCCUCCAAAGAACUCUCCUCUGAAGACUUUUGCUCUGAUCGAGGAGUGGAGGUGGCAUGCUUCAACGGCCUCCCUUCAACGCUUCAUCGCAGCACACGUCGGCGGCCGCACACUUCAACGCCCACACGCUUCGCCGACGCCACUUUGGUGGCCGCACGUUUCGACGACGCCUCUUCGGUGGCCGCACGCUUCGACGACUCCACGCUUCGACUCCUCCUCCACGCUUCGACUCCUCCUCUACGCAUCGACUCCUCCUCCACGCAUCGACUCCUCCUCCACGCAUCGACUCCUCCUCCACGCAUCGACUCCUCCUCCACGCAUCGACUCCUCCUCCACGCAUCGACUCCUCCUCCACGCAUCGACUCCUCCUCCACGCAUCGACUCCGGCGCACGCAUCGACUCCGGCGCACGCAUCGACUCCGGCGCACGCAUCGCCCCCGGCGCACGCAUCGACGACGGCGCACGCAUCGACGACGGCGCACGCAUCGACGACGGCGCACGCAUUGACGACGGCGCACGCAUCGACGACGGCGCACGCAUCGACGACGGCGCACGCAUCGACGACGGCGCACGCAUCGACGACGGCGCGCGCAUCGACGACGGCGCGCGCAUCGACGACGGCGCGCGCAUCGACGACGGCGCGCGCAUCGACGACGGCGCACGCAUCGACGACGGCGCACGCAUCGACGACGGCGCACGCAUCAACGAAGGCGCACGCAUCAACGAAGGCGCUCGCUUGGGCGGCGCACGCCUUGACGCCUCAACAACGCCGCACGCUACGCCGCAGCACGCUUUGACGCAGCACGCUUCAACGAUGGCGCACGCUUUGACGCAGCACGCUUUGACGCAGCACGCAUCAACGAUGGCGCACGCAUCAACAACGCAGCUCGCUUGCACUCAUUGGCUUUUGGUGUGCAGCACUGCCCGCCACGGUUUGUGUGCACUCUGA
Knipowitschia caucasica is the source of this 954-nucleotide messenger RNA. The record is from the annotation of a GenBank genome assembly. NCBI's taxonomy places the organism in Eukaryota, Metazoa, Chordata, Actinopteri, Gobiiformes, Gobiidae.